AUACAAUUGGCUACCACCUCAGCCACCCACCAUAUUGGCAGAACAGACAGAGUGAGUUAACUCAUCUUCACCGCAUAUCUUUUGUUCCAAGUUCUUCCAACCGAUACUAGAAUUACUAGUUCAGUUCUUCCACCGUCUCUCUGUUUUUGCACCCUCACAACUUAGUCACUAGCUAUGGCCAGCCAUCACCUUUUCCUCAACACCUCUUCACGAUCGCUGCGGAUCAAGCAACACUCUGCGUGUUUCCUCGCCGCAAUCAGGAGAUAUAGCCUAAUCGAGCCGAAGACAGAAAGCAGCGGGCUGGAAACAGAGAGAACGGAGCCGAAAAAGCUGGAAGAGUACGAGAGAUUACGGGAGGAGUACGAGAGGCUGAAGGAAGCAAAGGCGCGACAAGGGUUUGCAAGUCAGACUAUUGAGAAGGCGUCCGAUGCUGCCGAAGAGGCAGUGCUUGGGGAAAGCAGAUUUGAAACUGUCAAGGAAAGAUACAAGGAGCCUGUAGGCAAGGGCAACUUCCACAAGCCUAGGGAUGAAUAGAAAAAAGAUCGGAUUGGAGGCAGGAGGAAUGAACUAAUUACUUGUUCAAAAUGGUGUGUAAUGAUACUGUUCUCCUGUUUUUGU
This is a messenger RNA of Rhododendron vialii, 618 nucleotides long. RefSeq lists its product as uncharacterized. Bases 175 to 534 code for a protein of 119 amino acids. NCBI's taxonomy places the organism in Eukaryota, Viridiplantae, Streptophyta, Magnoliopsida, Ericales, Ericaceae. The transcript has 2 exons. The record is from RefSeq and is a predicted model, not a curated record.